This is a messenger RNA of Arctia plantaginis, 1326 nucleotides long. Lineage: Eukaryota; Metazoa; Arthropoda; Insecta; Lepidoptera; Erebidae. The record is from the annotation of a GenBank genome assembly.
AUGGGUGGUGGUGAUUUAAAUUCGAAGAAAUCAUGGCAUCCAAAUACUAUAAAAAAUCAGGAACGAGUAUGGAAAGCAGAACAAGCGGUUGCGGAAGAGAAAAAGCGUAUGUUGGAGCUGCAACGAGAACGUGCGGAGGAACGGGACCGGGCUGAAUUAAAUGAUAUCAUGAGUAAAAGUAAAACUACCUCUGCAAGUGACAAUCGUUUAGCAUGGAUGUAUGAUAAACCCGACAAGAAAGUAGAACAAGAAGCAUAUUUACUUGGUAAAACCUUAGAUAAACAUGCUGAACAAACCGAAAACGCAAACCUAGAUUCUAUUCCCGCGGUGUCAAGAAGAGUGGUUGGAUCUAGUAUGCUAACUGCAGCUGGUGACACACAAGUUGAUAUGUCCCGUAAACUUCGCGAGGAUCCAUUACUGCUUAUUAAGGAACGUGAGCGUGCUGCUCGUGCUGCACUUUUGAAUAAUCCAUUACAACGUCGACGACUGGCUGAGUUAUUGAGGAAAGAACAAGAAGAAAGAAAAGAUACCAAAGUAAAAAAAAAAAACAAGAAGAAAGAUAAGGAUCUAGAUGAACUUUUAGCAACAAAACUUAACGCCUUAGGUGCAGGAAAAGGUUUAGAUUUAGCAACUCUACUUAAUUCUGAUGAGUCCUCCUCCGAAUCAGAAGACGAAAAGCCUAAGAAAAAGAAAAACAAACGGGAUAAGUCCAAGAAAAAUAAAAAACAAAGACACUCUUCUGCUAGCGAGUCGGAAGUACAUAAUAUUAAGGAAAGUCAUCGCGAAGAUAAGAAAUCCAGUAAAAAAACUUCUGAACAUAAGUAUUCUAGUAAGGAUUCAAGAAAACGUAAAAGCUCUGUAGAUCGAAGGCUUUCAAAUAGUCCUAUCGAGAGAAAGCGUCGUGAUAAAGAUAUCGUAAGUCGCAGACGAAGUGAUAGCGAUACAUCUGACAGAGGCAAAAGAUAUAACGAUGAGAAAGAUAGCGGUAGAAAACACAGUUCACGUAGAAAGUCGCCGGAAGUCCACCGAAGCAGGGAUGCCGAUGCAAGAGGCAGUAAAAAUCGCACUGUUAUGAGUGAUGAAGAAAAAGCUGCUAGAUUGGCAGAAAUGGCUUCCGCAGGAAUUGAACGUGAGAUACAGAGGGGGGCGCGCGUGGCAGAGCAUCGCGCUGCCGAAGUUGCGGCCGAGCGCCGCGCCCACGCGCCUGCACCCGCCCGGCGGGAGGCGCGCGCCUUGCCCGACUCACUGGAGAGCCGCAUCCACUCCAAUAGGCACUACAUACAACGUGACAAACGCCACAUGAAUGAAAAUUUUGCUCGCCGAUAA